GCUCUUGGUGUCCUUCUGCAGCCGGCGCUCGGCGCUGGCCGCGGCGCGCAGCCAUGGGCAUCUCGGCGCCGCAGUAGCCCGAGCAACAGCAGGCAGGGGAGGGCCGGAGGAGAGACCCGCCGCCUCCCACCAUGGAGGUGGGCAAGAUGACCGUCAGCAUCAACAAGGCCAUUAAUGCUCAGGAAGUUGCCGUCAAAGAGAAACACGCCAGAACAUGCAUCCUGGGAACGCACCACGAAAAAGGAGCCCACACCUUCUGGUCCGUCGUGAACCGCCUGCCCCUGUCCAGCAAUGCCGUCCUCUGCUGGAAGUUUUGUCACGUCUUCCACAAGCUCCUUCGUGAUGGACAUUCAAAUGUCUUGAAGGAUUCCGUGAGGUACAAGAGUGAACUCAGCGACAUGAGCCGCAUGUGGGGCCACCUGAGCGAGGGCUACGGACAGCUGUGCAGCAUCUACCUCAAACUGCUGAGAACCAAGAUGGAGUUCCACACAAAAAAUCCCCGGUUCCCUGGAAACCUCCAGAUGUCGGACAGGCAGCUUGACGAGACGGGCGAGAACGACGUGAAUAACUUUUUCCAGCUCACUGUGGAGAUGUUUGAUUAUCUGGAGUGCGAACUGAACCUCUUCCAGACAGUGUUCAGUUCUUUGGACAUGUCUCGCUCUGUGUCGGUCACGGCUGCGGGCCAGUGCCGCUUGGCUCCGCUGAUUCAGGUCAUUCUAGACUGCAGCCACCUCUACGACUACACCGUUAAACUCCUCUUCAAGCUCCACUCCUGUCUCCCAGCUGACACACUGCAAGGCCACAGGGACCGUUUCCUGGAGCAGUUCAAGAAGCUGAAGGAUCUUUUCUACCGCUCCAGCAACUUGCAGUAUUUCAAGCGGCUGAUACAGAUCCCGCAGCUGCCUGAGAAUCCCCCCAACUUCCUGCGGGCCUCAGCGCUCUCCGAGCACAUCAGCCCUGUUGUCGUCAUCCCCGUGGAAGCCUCGUCCCCUGACAGCGAGCCCAUCAUGGAUCUUGUGGAGAUGGAGACCUCUUCACAGCAGAGCCUCGCUGAGAAUAAAUUUGAUGAUAUCUUUGGCAGUUCGUUCAGCAACGAUCCGUUCAACUUCAACAGCCAGAAUGGGAUGACGAGGGAUGACAAGGACCGCCUCAUUGAGCAGCUGCACAGGGAGAUCGGCCUCCUCAAGGAUGAGCUGAAGAACUUCAAGGCGGAGAGCCGCCGCCUGACGACGCAGCUGAAGGGCCGGGUGAGCGAGCUGGAGGCGGAGCUGGCGGAGCAGCAGCACCUGAAGCAGCAGGCGCUGGACGAGGGGGACUUCCUGCGCACGGAGCUGGACGAGCUGAAGAAGCGGCACGAGGACACGGAGAAAGCCCAGCGCAGCCUCACCGAGUGCGAGAGGAAAGCACAAGCGACGGAGCAGCGCUACACAAAGCUCAAGGAAAAGUACAGCGAGCUGGUUCAGAGCCACGCAGACCUGCUGCGCAAGAACGCGGAAGUCACCAAGCAGGUGUCGGUGGCCAGGCAGGUCCAAGGUGACGCGGAGCGGGACAAGAAAGAGCUGGAGGACUCCUUCCAGCGGCUGAGCGAGCAGGCCCAGCGGAAGACCCAGGAGCAGACGGAGGUCUUGGCGACGCUGAGGCGGGACCUCGCUGCCAGCAAACAGGAAGUCCAGGCCCUCCGGAGCACCGCGGAGUCCAGCGCCCAGUCUGAAGCCAAGUGCAGCGCCCACCUGGCUGGGCUUCAGCAGGAGACGGCUGCCCUGACCCAGACUGUGGCCCAGCGUGACCAGCAGGUGGCAGCCUUGCAAGCUGAAGUCCAGCAGCUGAAGGCCACCCUGCAGGAAGAGCAGGAGAGCGGCAGCACUAGGGUGCUGGAGCUGGAGCGCCGCCUGAGCGAGAAGACGAGCACCACGCAGGCCCUCCAGCAGCAGCUCCUGGACGAGCAGUUUGCCCUGCUGCAGUGUGCCGUGAGGGAGGCCGAGCAGAUGGUCCAGGACGCGCUGAGUCGCCUGGAAGACCCCGCUCACACCAGCUGCACGAGCUCUGCAGAUUACCUUCUGUCCAGGACGCUGGCAGCUUCCGAGUGCACGGAGCAGCUACAGGAGGCGCGCAGCCAGUAUCUUUCCAACCGGUCAGAUGCGAGCAGCUUGUUGCCGUGCGUGGCGCGCUUUGCCCACCUGAUGGGCGAUACCAUCCUACAGGCAAGCGCCACGUCCCACGCGGCCCCCAUGGAGUCCGCAGAUUUGCUGCUGGAGGCCUGCAGGCACUGUGGGAGCGAGACCCUGGGCUACCUGGGGGCCCUGAAGGACAAAGCCGCUUUAGAAAGCGCGGACUGCGCGGCUGUCAGGAACUGCCUCCGCCGGAUCGCGGCCAUUGGAGAGGACCUGCGGCCCAAAGGCCUGGACGUUGAACAGGAGGCCCUGGGGGACCUGGUGGACAAGGAGAUGGCAGCCACGGCCACGGCCAUCAAGACGGCAGUGGCCAGGAUUGAGGAGAUGCUGAGCAAGUCACGGGCGGGGGACACCGGAGUCAAGCUGGAGGUCAACGAGAGGAUCCUGGGCUCCUGCACGGGCUUAAUGCAGGCCAUCCAGGUGCUGGUCGAGGCUUCCAAGCACCUCCAGCGAGAGAUUGUGGAGAGCGGAAGGGGCGCCGCGUCCCCCAAGGAGUUCUAUGCCAGGAAUUCCCGCUGGACGGAGGGGCUGAUUUCGGCCUCCAAGGCGGUAGGCUGGGGAGCCACAGUGAUGGUAGACGCUGCUGACCUCGUAGUUCAAGGCAAAGGGAAGUUUGAGGAGCUCAUGGUCUGCUCGCACGAAAUCGCAGCAAGCACAGCUCAGCUUGUUGCUGCGUCGAAGGUGAAAGCGGAUAAAGACAGUGCAAAUCUCGGCAAGCUCCAGGUAGCCUCUCGCGGAGUCAAUCAAGCGACGGCCAGGCUGGUGGCCUCCACCAAGUCAGGGAGGUCGCAAAUUCAGGAGAAAGACAGCAUGGACUUCUCUGCCAUCACGCUAACGCAGAUCAAGCGCCAAGAGAUGGACUCUCAGGUGCGCGUGCUGGAGCUGGAGAGCCAGCUGCAGAAGGAGCGCCAACGCCUGGGCGCUUUGCGCAAGAAGCACUACGAGCUGGCAGGCGUGGCCGAGGGCUGGGAGGCGGAGGGCGAGGAGAACGGUGCAGAUCUAGCUCCCUGAGGAGGCAGCCAGAGAAGAGGCUCCUUCUGGACAUGAAUGGUGAUGAACUGGUUUGGGACGUGCCACGACGCCUGUGCUCACUGAGAAGACAUUCCUCUUUGGGGCUGGCCAGGCCAGGGACGGGGCUUCCGCUGGCCGAGAAGGGAGCAGCGAAGGGAGAGGAAGGGGCCUCCCAGCAGCAGCAGCAGCAGCCACAGCCGUAGCCACGUUGCCUCGCCACAGCCACCCACUCUGCCCUCCUGUGUGGGGUUUGAGCUUCGUGGCCUCUCUGCCGAGUCGGAUUCCCUCUCUUCCCCCUGCCCCGAUUGCUUCGCUCCUGACACAGCCUCUUGACCAGCCCAGGAACAGCGGUGGGGCUCUCUCUCGGCUCCUUCUGCUUCUCGUUGCCCACCACUCCUUGCUGUCCAAGCCAAGAUGGUGGCAGGAGAGCCUGAGCCUGCGAGGGCCGGGGUGGUGGGUAGGGUUGGAGGGCCUUUGCUGCCCACAGGCGGAGGCACCUGUCUCUCUGGGGGGACAUCUCCAGGCCACGCAGGAGGUGGGCGGAGGUGACCAGCUCCUAGGCGCUGCGGCCAUCUCCUUGAAGGCUGUUCCGUGUCAGGCAGGAAGCGCUACGUGGCCUAGCAGCCCCUGCUUCUGCCGCCUGCUCCAGCAAAGCAGGCCCUUUUCCGCUGCUUCCGAGUCCUUCACUGUGCGUUGAGCCAGCAAUAAACAGCUGAGAAUCCAGGCGCGGGAGGAGGCGGCCCGGGAGAGGCAGGGCUGGUGAUGGGCCCACGCAGCCGCCUUUGCGCUUGCCCGUUCACCACCAGGCCCCCCUUCGGGGGUCAAAAUGGCCAGCGCCACUGGGCCGCUGAGCCAGUCUCUGGGGACCUGGGCUUCCCUUCCCCACCGCCACUGCCUUCUGCGUCAGCUGCCUCAGGCGCCUCCCAAUCACUGUGAGCCGGUCAGUCAAGAGGAAGAGAAUGCGCCCCAAGGAAGGAGGCGGCUCAUCGCUGCUGGUGCUCAAGCAGGGGGUGCCGUUUCCCCAGCCUUGCACUACUGAGGGGGAGCCUCGCGCCAAGCUCCGGCCACCAGCGUCAGGCAGGAUGCUUUACCAAAGGGAGCCCCGGUUGUUCGGCGUCAGCUUCAUCCAAAGCCAGGCUGAUGGCUGCCGGACACGGAGCGUCUUUUCUAACUCCCGCUGUACCUUUGCUGGCUAAGUGCUUUCACCAGCCAGACAGCAGGGGCAGCCUCUGGGCAGUGAGCCCCGUGAUCCGGCUCGAUGUGGGCACACGCGCACGACCCCAGCUGCAAACCUAGCAAGGGAACGAUCCGGGGGGUGUCUGCACCCCGUCCCAGAGGGGGUGAUGUCGUGGGCCUCUGCUGCCUCGCCUGGGGCGUGCGUCUGGCUCUGACAGGCAGGCCGGACUGGCUUGGGCGGGGGCCUUCAGGUGAUGGCUCGCACAAGGGUGCCAUGGGGAACGUGCCCUCCGCGGCCUGAAAGGGCAUCCCAUGGUGCUGCUGCCUAGAUGUCCAGGGGCGUACUGGGCCCAGCGCCUGCUCUUUGAGGGAGGGGGCAGUCACUGGGCCGCUGCCUUCGAGAAAGCAGGGAAGCAGCCCGUGGUUCUGGCUUGUUCCCUCGGGGAGGGGGCGCCCCGAAUCCUUGCUCCCAAGUGACUCGAGCUGAGCCUGCCUGCCGCCCACUGCCACCCGGGCAGAGGAGUGGCUGGGCAGAAGACCCAGGGGCUCUCCUCCUCCUCCCCCCUCCCCGCGAGGGUCUUUCCUGCCCUGCCAGUUCUCCCUCCACAAAGCGUUGCUUAGACCAACAGCCUACCCAACUGGUGCCUGUUACGCCCCAGGCCUUCUUGCCACCUGGCUGGCAGCCCAAGAACCAAAUAGCCCUCCUCUUCCCACCGCCAGCCUGAAUGAGGCCCCUCAGCUGCCUGCCUCUCUCUCUCUUUCUCUCUCUCGGAAGCAACGGGAAGAUCCCUGUUGCCACAGCACACGAGGAGGAGGAGGAGGAGUGUCCCGUGGCGCUGCAACGCCCCUGGUCAUCAGCCUUCCAGGGACAACCCUUCAGCACCCCCAAACUACCUCAGGUUUGCAGGCUGAUGGGCCACACGGGUUGGGGACAAACAGGAAGAAGACCAGGACAGGAGACUUGCAGAAAGGCCCUUUCAUUCUGCCAGGAAAGCGACUUCCCAAGCGCUCGCCUUUUCUCUUUUUUUACUUUCCCCAAGUGGCUGUGGGGGGACGGGGGACGCACAACGUUCCAUUAGAGCAGCUCCCCAUAAGUGGUGGUGGUGGGGAAAUGCCUACAGGCCUGGGUCCUGUCCCCCCACCCACCCCAUCGGUCCAGGCAGCCAGGUCUUCCCCCCCCCCCCAGUGAAACUUUUAAUUAUUGUAUUCGAUACAGUUUUUUCCUUUGUAUAAAGUUGAAUGUGUGUUUUCAAUUUUUAAAUAAAUAUUUCAACCCAG
This is a messenger RNA of Elgaria multicarinata webbii, 5636 nucleotides long. RefSeq names its product huntingtin interacting protein 1 (gene HIP1). Gene Ontology annotation, molecular function: phosphatidylinositol-3,4-bisphosphate binding; phosphatidylinositol-3,5-bisphosphate binding; clathrin-cargo adaptor activity. Lineage: Eukaryota; Metazoa; Chordata; Lepidosauria; Squamata; Anguidae. The transcript is spliced from 31 exons. Gene Ontology annotation, biological process: endocytosis; clathrin coat assembly; actin filament organization. Gene Ontology annotation, cellular component: clathrin-coated vesicle; presynapse; actin cortical patch. The record is from RefSeq and is a predicted model, not a curated record. Bases 132 to 3182 code for a protein of 1016 amino acids.